UUGUGAGUGCUCGACGGUUUUCCCCUCCUUUAAGUUCCCUUCCAGUUCCAAGCGGACACGUAUAUAAGCACCAGAGUACGCCAGGCUUCAAUUAGAAUUUCACUCGCAGUGAACCGGUACUGUUAGGUCUACUGUAAACAUAGCAUUUUCUCCCUUACAAAGGAGUAAGGUGUAAUCGAAAAGUUUGGUUUACCUCGUAAAUAAGAUUAAUUGCAUAGUUUUGAGUGCGCGUACUAUUUAACGAGGAUUUAUUUUAAUCAACUGAUUCUAGUGUGUUUCGUAUAGUCAAUAAUGCCUGUCGAAAUAGCACCUAUCGCGCCACCCGCGCAUAAGGCUAUGCCUACUUACAAUGGAGAGCAUACGAUGAAUAAGCUGUGUCGUCAAUUAUCUAUCGAGAGUCCUGGACUGACUAGCCGAGAUUGCGUCUUCAGUUUCGAUGUACCAAUUCCAGAGGUCCCGGAACACGGCGCAAGAAUCCGCGUAGUGUGUGCAGGGGCCUGCUACCAUCCUCGUCGUUCACCAAGUUUCUCCAGUCUCACUUCCGUAUCGAGCUCCGGUAGCCUUCCGUCGGAAGUCUCUCUCGAGGGUGACUUCCCAGUGACCCUACCGCAUCAUGGAGUUCGUGAUGCAGCUCUGUUUCCUGGUUACGAAGUGGCAGGAGUUGUCGAGACUCUGGGCGAAGAUCUGCCAGGCGAUUGUGGUUACGCCGUAGGAGACCGCGUCAUCUUAUACCCGUACGAAGGAAUUCCAAAUGCCUACGUCGAGUAUCUGGUCGUGCAUGAUCUCAAAUAUCUCAUAAAGAUCCCAGACAGUAUGCCGUUAAGCGUGGCUGCCAUGCUACCGACUGGUGCACUUCUUGCUAUGAACACAGUCUUCGCAGCACACGAGCACGUUCAGGCGUUGCUGGCACAAAGAGGCGACCACAGCGUCUGCAAAAUCCUUAUUGUGGGAACUGGAGGAUUGGCACUUUGGGCUAUGAGGAUUGCGGCAUAUCACUUCAGCAAUAUGAAGGACAGAGUGACCAUCACUGUUGCGUCCCUUAAAGAUGACGGCCUCAUGGUUGCACAGGAGUUUCAACGAACCUAUUGUGAUUACAGUGUAAACGUGGUGCAGUGGAACGAAGACUUGUAUGAGAAACAGCUGAUCGAACGCACCAUGGAUGCGUGUCAAGGUCCAGUCGACGUUGUGAUUGACUUCGGUACGACGUCACGCAGUUUACACAGGAGUAUGCAGUGCUUGAACAAGGGAGGCGUCGUAUUUGUUAUACGGGAGGUCGCCGAUAGACUUCUACCAAAGUUCAGCAGACGCGCUGAGGAAAGACAACAGAGUAUCAAGCCUGUCGAACAAGGGAGUCUUGAGCAGCUCCGAGAAUUGGUUGAACUGGUCGCUUCCGGUGAGAUUGAACCACCGCCACAUACGGUCUAUCCAGCGGAAGAUGCUCUUGAUGUCGUACACAAACUCUGCCAUUCCGAGAUUCACGGUAGAGCCAUUCUUCGCUUUUAUCCUACAGACUAAAUUAAUGUAUUCCAUUUUUAAGGCCUCAAUGGGGUUUUGAACACCGCUCGACGUUGUCCAUGCGAUGUUGGGCUCGUUGCGACGUCUUAGACGCAAGUCGUAUGACUUAAAUGACAUGUUUCUAUCGUUUAAUAGUUCCAAUUGAAUCUGUGAAAAUGUAGGCAAAGUCCAUAGUCUCGUUAUGUCACUUGGGACUUUGCUGAAAAAUGGUGAUAUUUAUUUUUCUAGUUUUCACGUCGCUUCGAGUCCGACCUGAAAUUAUCAACAGGGACAGCGUUUCGAGAGAAACCUUACAAGGUGUCUCCCUUCGAUUUUCUUCGUUUUGAGAUGUGUUUAUCGAAACCCAAGUAACACGUGUCAAAGUUGGACAAUUUUUCAAGUUUCACAUAUUUCCAAUCGAGAUAUUUAGAUGAAACCGAUUGGAGGAUAAUGGUCAUGACAAAUUAUGAAAAAUGCAUUUUGUUCUGUUCUGAUAGGCUAAGUUCCUUAAACAUGUGUCAGUCAGAUUUCGAUGGAUAAUAGCAUAUCUCAAAACGAACAAAAUCAGAGGGAGCCAUCUCGCAAAGUUUUCGUAUAAGUCACCUCUCGUUGUAUCUCUUAGAUCAGUAUUUUUUAUUUGACGUAAGUUAAUCCAUUGACUAUACAUGUUAUAAAAAUGAUAUCUUUAUAUCACAGUUGAAAUCCUUGUACCUUAAAAGACUGUUCGUUUAUUUAAUGUUCUUUUUUAAUUUUCUUCGACGAUAAUGUAGCAUCUAGAUACGCGUCAUAAUUUUAGUGUAAUAACUGUUAUUGUAACAGUGAAUGUACUAUAUGGUAAUAAUAUAGCAAAUACGUUUUUUAUAAAAAUUA
Molecule: messenger RNA, 2364 nt
Organism: Cephus cinctus (wheat stem sawfly)
Lineage: Eukaryota; Metazoa; Arthropoda; Insecta; Hymenoptera; Cephidae
Gene: Drat
Exons: 3
Coding region: 292-1515 (407 amino acids)
Molecular function (GO): oxidoreductase activity
Source: RefSeq, a predicted model, not a curated record